AGGCGCUGAGAUAAAUAGGGCGAGGUUUUUGUGCUGUCCCCCUCAGACCAAAAGCCUAUUGCAGCAGCAGCAGCAGCAGCAGCAGCAGCUUAUCAUUGUCCAAAAAGGACCCGCUCGACUGAUGAUGAGUUGAUACCGUCAGAGCCAGAAAGAAAGAAAUAAAGAAAAGAUGAAUGUGAAUCUUUGAUCCACAAAUCCCCUCGUCUCACCUCUCUUCUUGUCCCCCGACCCGCUGCAAUCACCAUGUAUAAUAAAAAACAAUAGUCCUCAAAAGUUCCCUAUGUUUGGGCGAUUGUGCCGUCAGAUUUUUCUAUUUUAGCCCCGAAUUCAGCGGGAGGUGAGGUCCCACCUGACCUAAAGAAGAAGAAGCAGAAGCAGCAGAAGGUAUCCGGGGGGCUUGGAGGAAGAAGAAGAACAAGAAGAACAAACGUGGAAAAAGAUAGACGCCCCCCUCAGAUUAGAUUGGUGUAUUUUACUUCAAUCGUCUUCUGUUUCUGCUGUCUCUCUCCUCGAUCGAUCCAGCUCGAUCGCUGAAUGCAGGACUUACUAGUUUUUAGCUGCGAAGGUUCUGAUAAUUUUGGAAUACAAACGAUUCUAUUGGAAUGAAAUUUCUGCUAUGACUGGUAUGGACGGAAAUACAAGAUACGAGUUGACAUCAGCCAGUCCCGACUCCAGUUUUGCUGGGAACUAUCAAAAUGGGCAGAGAGGAUAUUCUGCUCCCACUUUGGGUAGGUCUUCAAGUUUCAGAGACGGUUCCGAAAGUAGGAAUAGUAGUACUGGAAAGGUAAAUUCAGGUUUUACUGCUACCUCAGCAGGUGAUGGGCCUCCAUUAUCUCAAUGCCUUAUGUUGGAGCCGAUUGUUGUUGGUGAUUCAAAAUGUGCCCGACCUGCGGACUUGAGGAGGGCCUUGAAUUUUUCUGUUGGGAGCAAUUCAGAAGAAAGCUCUUUAGGUGCUGCUCAUAUGAAGAAUUCAACACCUUUGGCUGUAGAGGAACUAAAGCGAUUGAGAGCAAAUGUCUUAGAUACUUAUGCUAAAGCAAGUGGUAGGGCCAAAAAGUUGGACGAGCAUUUAAAUAAGUUAAAUAAAUAUGUUGAGACUAUGCCACCUAAGAAGAAGAAGCCGCCACAGCAGCAGCGGAAUGAACUGAUGACUAACGAACGAUCUAGUGGGUCAACUUUGAAGAUUGGAUCUCAGAUGCAUCGAAAUGCUUCAGAGUUAGGAAGCCAGAAAUAUGAUGACCGACCUAAAAGUGCUGGCCUCAAUAAACGGUUACGUACAUCGGUGGCAGAAAAUCGGGCAGAAUGCAGGAAUAAUGGGGUGUUGAGGCAGCCUAUGAUGAUGACAAAAGAAAGGGACAUGCUUAAAGACAAUCCCGAUUCUGAAAUGGUAGAGGAAAAAAUAAGGAGGUUACCUGCCGGUGGAGAAGGCUGGGAAAAGAAAAUGAAACGGAAGCGAUCUGUCGGUGCUGUAUUUUCAAGGUCUGUUGACAAUGAUGGGGAGCUGAAACGAAAUAUACAUCAUAAACUUUCCAGUGAAUCUAGCAUCCAGUCCAGUGAUUCAACCCAUGGUUUCAGAUCUGGAACUUCUGGUGGGACUAACAAAUUAGAUCCCAUGCCAUCCCCUACUGCAGCUGCUCGACUAGCUUUUAAAAAUGAACAAGAAAAGUAUCCUGUCUCAAGGGAUUCAUCUGGUGGACCAAACAAGGAGCGGGCCUUAGGAAAAGUAAAUGUCAAGUUGACUAAUCAUGAUGAAAACCAUGCUAUGUCCUCUAGUCCAAUAGUAAAAGGAAAGGCUUCAAGGGCUCCGCGCAGUGGAUCUAUGGUUGCUGCUAACGGUCCUCGCUUACCUGGAACCUUAGAGAGUUGGGAACAGUCCCUAGGUGUGAACAAAACCUCUACUGUCACUGGGGCUAACAAUCGCAAGCGUGCUUUGCCUACAGGUUCAUCAUCUCCUCCAAUAACUCAAUGGGUUGGUCAGAGACCACAGAAGAUCUCUCGUACAAGGAGGACCAAUCUUAUUCCUGUAUCAAAUCAUGAUGAAGUGCUUAUGCAACCUGAAGGAUGUUCCUCAUCAGAUUUCGGGCCACGAGUAAGCAUUGGUGGAAUCAAUGCUUCUCUUCUUUCUAAGGGUUCGUCUAAUGGAAACCAAAAUUUUAAAGUGAAAACCGAGAAUGUUCCAUCACCUUCAAGACUAUCAGAAAGUGAAGAAUCUGGUGCUGGUGAAAAUCGAAUCAAUGAUAAAGGUGCGGGUAGUAGAGACAUGGAAGACAAUACUGUGAAUGCUGGACAGAAUAUUGGGCCAUCUACAAUUCCAAUGAAAAAGAAUAAAAUCAUGAUUAAAGAAGAGAUUGGUGAUGGUGUGAGAAGGCAAGGCCGUAGUGGAAGGGUUUCUCCAUUUUCUAGGGCUAGCAUUUCACCUACGAGAGAAAAAUUGGAUAAUGUGGUUACAGCCAAGCCUGUACGCAAUGCAAGGUCUGACAAGAAUGGAAGCAAGUCUGGCCGACCUUUGAAGAAGCUAUCAGACCGGAAAGGUUUCUCUCGACUUGGGAAUGUGGCAAAUGGGGGAUCCCCUGAUUGCAGCGGGGAAUCUGAUGACGAUCACGAAGAGCUCAUGACAGCUGCUAAACAAGCUAGCACUUCUAGCCAUAAUGCAUGUUCAAGUGCAUUUUGGAAGACAUUUGAAGGAUUGUUUACUUCUGUUGGCCCAGAUGAAAAGUCGUUCUUAUCAGAACAGAUGAAAUUGGUUGAAGAAUCAUGCACAAGCUUGUCUCAGAACUGUAGCAAUGGCAAUUACUUUCCAGGGAAAUCGGAUGAUUAUUCCCAUGAAGAAAUGGCAUUCUCCGAUUCAAUCUCUUCCCGAAGAAAUAGAUGUUUAAAAAGUGACAUUGACUUCAAGGAUUCUGCUGAGAAAGUGGAGUUUGCUGGACAAGUUCACAAUUCUUCUCCAUACAGUGGUUUGGACGUCGAGAAGAAAUCUGAGAUGGCUCCUCCACUUUACCAAAGGUUACUGUCAGCAAUAAUAGUGGAAGAUGACAUCGAAGAGGAUGAUGAAGCUUUUGGGGAACAAAGGGGUACAGUUAAUGAUUCAUUCCUCGGUACUGAAAGUAAAUUUGCAGACAGUCUGGACUAUUGUGAGCCAGUAUUUGGUGCUCAAACUUGGAAAAAUGGUAAUGCACAUAAAAUCUUUCCUUGUAAUGGAAAUACAGAUGUUGAUAGAAGUCCUAGUGCCCAAAGCCAUUUAUGUAACGGUGAUCUGGGGCAAAGAGAUGGUUACAUGCGCCCAGAGGUUGACAUGUUGGUCAGACCUUCAACAUGCGAUUAUGCUCCCCAAGGCCUGCAAGCAGAUAACAGCGGGAUUUCUUAUGAUUAUCAGUAUGAUCAGCUUGAUCUUAACGAAAAAAUUAUGAUGGAGCUCCAGAACAUUGGCCUGUUUGUGGAUCCUGUGCAGCCAGCAGUGGAUGACAAAGAUGAUGAAAUCAGUCGAGAAAUUGCUCUACUUCAGGGGAAGUAUAAUGAACAGAUUGUAAAGAAGAAGGCUGCUCUGGACAAAGUAUGCCAACGAGUUCAAGAAGAAAAAGAUACUGGAAGGAACAUGGAGCAGUUAGCAAUGGACAGACUUGUCGAGUUGGCAUACAAAAAACUUUUGGCAACUAGAGGAAGUUUUGCUUCCAAACAUGGGAUACCUAAGGUGUCGAGACAAAUGGCUUUGGCAUUUGUCAAGAGGACACUUGCUAGAUGCAAUAAAUUCGAAGCUUCCGGGACAAGUUGCUUUUCCGAGCCUCCUCUCCGCGAUGUUGUCUCUGCCCCACCUCCUCAAUUUUCAGAGACUGAGCUGCUUUCUUUCGAAAAUGGGCAAUUAAUGAACAAAGGAAAGAAAAAGGAGGUGCUUCUGGACGAUGUUGUUGGUGGGAGUGCAUUCAGAGGCAUUUCAGGCAGUGCGAAGGGGAAGAGAAGCGAACGCGACAGGGACAAGGAUGAUCCGAACAAGAACAUUGCCAAGACGGGGCGUCUGUGUCCAGGCGGAUCCAAAGGUGAGCGGAAAACAAAAUCGAAGCCCAAGCAGAAAACAGCGCAGCUCUCCACAGCCUACCCCUCUGUCGAAGCUGCUACAGCUAGUAGGAGAAAAGAUGUUCGAUUCAUGUCCUGUCCUAAAAAGGAGAUGAAAGAACCUACUUCGGACUUUGCUAUUCCCGACAUACAAGGCAUGGAAGAACUUGGCGUGGACUCUGAGACCGGCGCUCCUCAGGAUUUGAACAAUUGGUUCAAUUUCGACGUGGAGGGACUGCAGGACCAUGACUCGGUGGGACUCGAGAUACCGAUGGAUGAUCUGUCGGAGCUGAAUAUGUUUUGAAGACAACCUUGGAGCUGGUUGGUAAUGAUUAUUAUUGUAUUGUUAUUGUUAUUGCAUUGUACAGUCGUUUCUGUAACAAUCUGGGGAUGUUUUUAUUGGGCAGGGAAUGGGAAGGGAUGAUUUGAAUAGACAUUACAGGUCAGGACAAAGACAAGACGUAGACUGUGGGGUUUUUUUUAAGUGUUUUGACAGCUAUAAUUUAUACAUGAACUCUUUUGUUGCUAUUGAGGAUUGUUUUCUUCUCA
Molecule: messenger RNA, 4596 nt
Organism: Andrographis paniculata
Lineage: Eukaryota; Viridiplantae; Streptophyta; Magnoliopsida; Lamiales; Acanthaceae
Exons: 16
Coding region: 617-4351 (1244 amino acids)
Source: RefSeq, a predicted model, not a curated record